AUCCUGUAUCUGCCAAGUGCCAACAUCAAAGGAAGCGUGCAAGCCACCAUAUCUUCCUAAUCCAAACCAAACACCAACCAACAAAUGGGAUCAACUGUUUGUAUAUCUCCGGCAACCUUCACAGCAGUCGCUCCCAUUAAACCCUCUUUAUCACGCACCAGAACCCUUAAUACAUCAAUCUCCUUCUCUACCAACCCCAAUCGGAAUUUCACCUUCAAACACAUCUUUUCUUUAUCAUCAUCAUCGAUGGCUUCCUCUACUCUCCAUGUCAUGGCUUCCUCUUCCACUGGUGCUGCAAGUGAAGAACUAGACACUUCAUCUUCUACCUCUGUUGGAGCAAAUGAUUUGCUUAUUGUUGGACCAGGUGUUCUUGGUCGCCUAGUUGCAGAAAAAUGGCGAGAGGAACACCCAGGAUGCCAAAUCACUGGGGAGACAGUUACUACUGAUCACCAUGAAGAGCUUAUUAAAAUUGGGAUCAAUCCAACAUUGAAGGGAGUUAAAUGGGAUCAUAAGUUCCCUUAUGUGAUCUUUUGUGCCCCACCUUCUAGAAGCUCAGACUAUGCUAGUGAUGUUGGGGAAGCUGCAUCACUUUGGAAUGGAGAAGGUUCUUUCUUGUUUACUUCAAGCUCAGCACCAUAUGAUAGAUACGAUAAUGGACAAUGCUAUGAAGAUAGUCCAGUAGUACCAAUAGGGAGGAGUCCAAGGACAGAUGUUCUUUUGAAAGCAGAGAAGAUUGUUUUAGAUGCUGGUGGCUCUGUUGUUAGGUUGGCAGGACUUUACAAAGCAGAUAGAGGAAUGCAUUUGUAUUACUUAAAACAAGGGACUAUUGAAGCUAAUCCUCAUCACCUUGUCAAUCUCAUUCAUUAUGAGGAUGCCGCCUCUCUCUCGGUUGCAAUUCUAAAAAAGAAAUUACGCAGUCGGCUAUUUUUGGGGUGUGACAAUCAUCCGGUUUCAAGACAAGAAGUGAUGGACUUGGUUGCUAAGAGUGGGAAAUUUGAUCCAACGUUUGUGGGCUUUACUGGCACAGAUGGUCCUUUGGGUAAGAAAUUGGACAACUCAAAGACAAGGGAGGAGUUAGGAUGGGAGCCAAAAUACAAAAGCUUUGCUCAUUUUCUUGGGGUAGCUUCUUGAUUUUUAUUUUUAUUUUCUUUAUGGGGAUUAUUAUUAUUAUUAUUAUUAUUAUUAUUAUUAUUAUUAUUAUUAUUAUUUUGAUUGGUGGGUGGUUGAAAAAGAAAAACGGGAUAUUUUAUUAGGAAGAUAUUUUUGCUUACACCUGAGGGAUGCACAAAAAAAUGGUUGUGGUUAUUUGUGUAACAUGACGUAUAUUUAGUGCUACUAAAUUGAGCUAAACUUGAAGUAA
Lactuca sativa (garden lettuce) is the source of this 1360-nucleotide messenger RNA. RefSeq names its product NAD(P)-binding Rossmann-fold superfamily protein. NCBI's taxonomy places the organism in Eukaryota, Viridiplantae, Streptophyta, Magnoliopsida, Asterales, Asteraceae. The record is from RefSeq and is a predicted model, not a curated record.